Molecule: messenger RNA, 1653 nt
Organism: Colletotrichum godetiae
Lineage: Eukaryota; Fungi; Ascomycota; Sordariomycetes; Glomerellales; Glomerellaceae
Product: general substrate transporter
Exons: 7
Coding region: 1-1653 (550 amino acids)
Biological process (GO): carbohydrate transport; transmembrane transport
Cellular component (GO): membrane
Molecular function (GO): carbohydrate:proton symporter activity
Source: RefSeq, a predicted model, not a curated record
AUGGGUUGGUUUGGCUUGAAGGGCGGAUGGCUCACCUUCUGGGUGACCAUCGCCUGCGCGACAGAUAUGACGCUAUUCGGUUAUGACCAAGGCGUCUUCGGAGGCGUCAUCGUAACAGACGACUUCCUCCAAACAAUGGGCAUCGUUGGCAACGACAAGCUCCAAUCCACCGUCACCGCAAUCUACGACAUUGGCUGCUUCCUCGGUGCAAUCUCCACCAUCUGGAUCGGCGAGCGCCUCGGCCGGAAGAACACCAUCCUCGUCGGCACCACCAUCAUGUCUGUCGGCGCCAUUUUGCAGACUGCCGCCUUUGGCCUCCCGCAAAUGUUUGUCGGCCGCGUCGUGGCGGGUAUCGGGAAUGGUAUCAAUACCAGUACUGCGCCCGUAUGGCAGGGUGAGACGAGCAAGGCGAGCUGGAGGGGCAAGUUGAUUGUUAUUGAGAUGAUUAUGAACAUCUUUGGGUUCUCGCUGAGCAACUGGGUCACAUUUGGCUUCUCGUACCUCACCGGUUCCAUCUCAUGGCGCGUCCCCCUCGCCUUUCAGUUCAUCUUCAUCUUCAUUCUCUACGGCACCGUCCCCUGGUUGCCCGAGUCACCUCGCUGGCUCAUGGCCCAAGGUCGCGUCCCCGAAGCCGAACAAAUUCUCGCCGACCUGGAAGACAUGCCCGUUGACGACGCCUACAUCCAGACCCAGUCCAAGGACAUUCAGUGGGCCAUCAACUACGAAAGAGAAAACACCGUCCCCUGGUCAGACCUCCUCCGAGGCCGGACUGGCGAGUCAGCGGGAACGUCCACCAUCCGGCGUAUAUUCCUUGGGUGUGGAACCCAGGCCAUGCAACAAUUCAGUGGAAUAAACGUGACAUCGUAUUACCUGCCCCUCGUUCUCAUCAAUUCCGUCGGUUUGGACAAUAAACUUGCAAGGCUUUUGGCGGCUUGUAACUCUGUCAGUUACUUCUUGUUCAGCUUGAUUGGAAUUCCCAACGUGGAGAGGUGGGGAAGGCGAAAAAUGAUGAUGUACGGCGCCUUUGGCCAAUUCAUGUGCUACGCCGUUAUUACCAUUUGCAUCAGGUACAAUGAAAUGGCCGGCCUCGCACCAGAGACGCAGUCUCAGUGGGCCAAGGCCUCCAUCGCCUUCUUCUUCUUGUACUAUGUCUUUUUUGGCAUUUGCUGGCAGGGUGUUCCUUGGCUGUACCCCACCGAGAUCAACAGCUUGUCCAUGCGCACAAAGGGUGCCGCCCUCGGUACCGCUACAAACUGGAUCGUCAACUUCAUGGUUGUCGAAAUCACACCCCCGGGAAUCUCCGCCCUCGGCUGGCAAUUCUACAUCAUCUGGACAGUGUUCAACUUCUCCUUCAUCCCCAUCGUCUACCUCUUCUACCCCGAAACAGCAGACCGCUCCCUCGAGGACGUGGACCGCUUCUUCGCAGACAACCACGAUGUGUUCGUCUUCCGCGACAAGGACGCCACGAGCUCUAAGAGGCCGAUGAAGUACGUCGCGCAGGAAGAGGAGGCUAUUAUGAAGCGGAAUAGUCGGGGUGGCGUGCCCGGUGGGGAGGAAGAGGAUAUGUUGAGGAGGAGGGGCGUUGUGGAGAAGAUGAACAAGGGGAGCGGGGAUGAGGAGAUGGCGUUUGGGGAGCAUAAGGAGAGGCGGUAG